Aspergillus versicolor CBS 583.65 is the source of this 2225-nucleotide messenger RNA. RefSeq names its product putative hexokinase Kxk. Bases 391 to 1863 code for a protein of 490 amino acids. Gene Ontology annotation, cellular component: cytosol; mitochondrion. Gene Ontology annotation, molecular function: mannokinase activity; D-glucose binding; fructokinase activity. Gene Ontology annotation, biological process: intracellular glucose homeostasis; glucose 6-phosphate metabolic process; glycolytic process. The record is from RefSeq and is a predicted model, not a curated record. The transcript has 5 exons. NCBI's taxonomy places the organism in Eukaryota, Fungi, Ascomycota, Eurotiomycetes, Eurotiales, Aspergillaceae.
CAAUGAUGCGCCAUGAUGUCAGCCACAGACACUGGCGGCGUCACCUAUUGAUCUCAGGUCUCAAUGCUGAGGACAAGAAAACGAAGAAUCAGCACUGCAAGACUGCUGAAGCUGGCGAGAUAAUAAUAAGACUGCACGCAACGACCGGGUCAUGGAAGCGAGCUUGAGUCUUGACAGGUCGAGGAAAGCUCCCAAAUGAUAGACCGGUGAGAUUGUGGGGUUCUUGUGCUUGAUCCAGACCCCUCGAGAAAAUCCCCCACUCUGUUGCUCUUCAAAGUUUAUCUUCCUCUUUUCUUCAUCCCUUCCUUGUCUUCCUUUUUUCCUCCUCAAUUGCAUCGACCUCAUCCUCAGUCUCAUAUUAUCUUAUUCUGAUUCUCGUUCUCGUUCAAAAUGGUCGGACUUGGUCCCAAACGCCGUCCCUCCCGGAGGGGGUCCACGACGGACGUGCCCCAGGACCUCUUGGAGCAGAUCAAACAGUUUGAAGAGAUCUUUACUGUUGACACUGCCAAGCUUAAGCAGGUCGUCGACCACUUCGUCAAGGAGCUGGAGAAGGGCCUUACCGUCAAGGGCGGCAACAUUCCUAUGAAUGUCACCUGGGUUAUGGGUUUCCCGGACGGCCAGGAACAAGGCACGUUUCUGGCCCUCGACAUGGGCGGUACCAACUUGCGUGUUUGUGAAAUCACCUUGACUAAGGAAAAAGGCGGCUUCGAUAUCAUCCAGUCCAAGUACCGAAUGCCCGAGGAGCUCAAGACGGGCAAUGCGGAAGAACUGUGGGAAUACAUUGUCGACUGUGUUGAGCAGUUCAUCCAGUUCCACCACGAGAACGAAAGCCUGACAAGUUUGCCGCUGGGUUUCACCUUUUCAUACCCCGCCACUCAGGACUACAUCGACCAUGGUGUCCUUCAACGUUGGACCAAGGGCUUCGACAUUGACGGCGUCGAGGGUGAGGAUGUCGUGCCUCCUCUCGAGAAGGUCUUUAAGGAGAGGGGCCUCCCCAUUAAGGUUGCUGCUUUGAUCAAUGAUACAACCGGAACACUCAUUGCAUCCUCGUACACUGACUCCGAAAUGAAGAUUGGCUGCAUUUUCGGCACCGGCGUCAACGCCGCCUAUAUGGAGGAUGCCGGCUCUGUACCAAAGUUGGCCCACAUGAAUCUACCACCAGACAUGCCCGUUGCAAUCAACUGCGAGUACGGCGCAUUUGACAAUGAACACGUUGUCCUCCCCCUCACUAAGUACGACCACAUCAUCGACCGCGACUCACCCCGUCCCGGCCAGCAGGCCUUUGAGAAGAUGACCGCUGGUCUGUACCUGGGAGAGAUCUUCCGGCUGGCUCUGGUAGACAUCCUAGACAGCCAUCCAGGGCUUAUCUUUGCCGACCAGGAUACCUCUCAGCUGCGAAUUCCGUACUUGUUGGACUCGUCCUUCCCGGCCGCAAUCGAGGAAGACCCUUACGAGAAUCUGACGGAAACCGCGGAGCUCGUUCAAAACAAGCUUAAGAUCACAUCGACCCGUUCCGAACUCGAAAUGAUGCGUCGCCUCGCUGAGCUGAUUGGCACUCGUGCUGCUCGCCUGUCCGCCUGCGGUGUCGCCGCCAUCUGCAAGAAAAAGAACAUCGAGACCUGCCACGUCGGAGCUGACGGCUCGGUCUUCACAAAAUACCCACACUUCAAGGCCCGUGGUGCCCAGGCCCUGCGUGAAAUCCUUGACUGGGCCCCCAGCGACAAGGACAAGGUUACCAUCCAUGCUGCCGAGGAUGGAUCCGGUGUCGGUGCUGCUCUGAUCGCCGCCUUGACACUGAAGCGUGUCCGCGCCGGCAACUUGGCUGGUAUUCGCAAUGCAAAGGACAUGCAAGCAUUCUGUUAAUUCCCCACAAUUGCACCUGUGGUUUAGAAAGGCGCUGUUUAGGAUUUGGGCCCGUUGGUAAUGUCUAUGAUACUGGUGUUAUGAAUGAUUGCAAUUGCGAGGGGCCAGGGGUUAGGAUUGGGUAUAUCGGUGCCCUAAGAAGAUAUACAGAGUCGAAAAAACAAAGAUACUGCGAGGCUUCAUGAUUCAGCCUUCGCGUACAGAUAAGUUGGUCAUAGACAUGGACUACUAGACAUGUUAGACAAUCUACAAACAAUUCCUAAAAAAAUUUCUAAUUUGUUUUUAUACAUUUAGAAUCAACGCUGUUUUGAUUGAUAUAUGUAGACAUAGAUCUAAAUGCAGCAAAACCCCUACCCCUGGAU